Messenger RNA from Nicotiana tabacum (common tobacco), 3103 nucleotides. NCBI's taxonomy places the organism in Eukaryota, Viridiplantae, Streptophyta, Magnoliopsida, Solanales, Solanaceae. The record is from RefSeq and is a predicted model, not a curated record.
AUGGCCGGAACCCUCGCCGGAAAAGUUGCUGUUGCCGGCGCGUGGAGGAGCGUGACGGCUUUUCUGCCGGAUAAAAUUUCAGGGGUUGGUCAUCGGAGGGUGAUCUACCUCGUGGUGGUUAAUGAUGAAAAAACCAUCACAGAGAAAAUACUGCAGAAAGUCAAGCUCGGGAAUUAUCAGUUGGGAAAGACAAAAGUGUUCCUUAGGGCUGGCCAGAUUGGUGUUUUAGACUCACGUCGUGCUGAGAUUUUGGACUCUUCUGCGAAGCAAAUACAAAGUCGGCUACGUACAUUUCUUGCACGCAAGGACUUCAUCUCAAACCGAUUGGCUGCAAUUCAUCUACAGUCUUUCUGCAGAGGUUAUCUUGCUCGUAAUUUAUAUGCUGCACUGCAGGAAGCAUCAGCUGCGAUCAUAAUUCAGAAAUAUGUGCGGAAGUGGAUCUUGAGGAAUGCUUAUGUGCAAUUUUAUGCUUCUUCUCUGCUGAUACAGUCUUGCGUUCGUGGUUUUGCUGCUCGACAGAAGUUCUUAUACAGGAAGGAGAAUAAGGCUGCUACUAUCAUUCAGGCACAUUGGAGAAUGUGCAAGUUUCGAUCAGCGUUUCGUCAUCGGCAGUCCAAUAUUAUUUCUAUACAAUGUCUUUGGAGGCGAAAAAUGGCAAGAAGAGAGUUCAGAAGGCUCAAACAGGAAGCUAAUGAAGCUGGUGCCCUUCGUAUAGCAAAAACCAAGCUUGAAAAGCAGUUGGAGGAUCUCACUUGGAGGUUGCAAUUAGAAAAAAAAUUGCGGCUAUCUAAUGAUGAGGCUAAAUUAGUGGAAAUUUCAAAACUUCACAAGACUGUAGAAUCUUUAAGCCUUGAGUUAGAUGCAGCAAAGUUGGCUGCAGUCAAUGAGGUCAACAAGAAUGCUGUGCUCCAAAGACAACUGGAUUUAUCCAUGAAGGAGAAAGCUGCUUUGGAAAGAGAAGUUUUUUCAGUGACUGAGCUGAGAAAUGAAAAUACAUUUCUGAAGAGUUCAUUAAACGCCUUGGAGGAAAAGAACUCAGCAUUGGAGCAUGAGCUACUAAAGGCUAAAGAAGAGUCUACUGACACAAUUUCCAAGUUGACAGCAGUUGAAGAAACAUGUUCACAACUCCAACAAAACUUAAAAAGUAUGCAAGAGAAGCUCUCAAAUUUAGAGGAUGAAAAUCAUAUCCUCCGACAGAAAGCACUGGGUGCAACUCCAAGGAGCAAUCGUGCUGGUUUUGCCAAGCCUUUUAUCGAUAAAUUUUCUGGUGCACUCGCUUUGCCCUCUGCUGAUCGUAAAUCUUCAUUUGAAUCUCCCACACCAACAAAAAUGAUACCACCUCUUGCUCAAGGAUUUUCUGAUUCGCGUAGAGCUAAGUUGACCAGUGAAAAGCAGCAGGAGAACUCUGAAAUUCUUUCACGGUGUAUCAAAGAGAAUUUGGGAUUUAAGGAUGGAAAGCCAGUUGCUGCUUGUGUCAUCUACAGGUGCCUCCUUCACUGGCAUGCCUUUGAGUCAGAGAGGACUGCUAUUUUUGACUUUAUCAUUGCGGGUAUCAAUGAAGUUUUGAAGGUCGGAGAUGAGGCUGUUACAUUGCCUUAUUGGUUAUCGAAUGCAUCUGCACUUCUCUGUCUGCUGCAAAGAAAUUUGAGGGCGAAUGGAUUCUUUAGUACUUCUCAGCGUUCUGGAGGCGGUUCUGCACUAAAUGGGAGGGUCGCACAAAGUUUAAAGUCGCCCUUGAAAUUUAUUGGAUCAGAGGAUGGAAUGUCACAUAUGGAAGCAAGAUAUCCAGCUUUACUGUUUAAACAACAAUUAACCGCAUGUGUAGAGAAGAUAUUUGGUCUGAUUCGUGAUAAUUUGAAGAAGGAAAUAUCCCCAUUGCUGGGUCUGUGCAUUCAGGCACCAAAAAUCCAACGGGUGCAUGGAGGCAAAUCAACUAGAUCACCUGGUGGUAUCCCUCAACAGGCACCAAGCAGUCAGUGGGAUAGCAUCAUCAAAUUUCUGGAUUCUUUCUUGAGCCGCUUACGCGGAAAUCAUGUGCCUUCGUUUUUCAUCCGCAAGCUGACAACCCAGGUUUUCUCGUUCAUCAACAUAUCACUUUUUAACAGUCUUUUACUCCGACGAGAGUGUUGCACAUUUUCAAAUGGAGAAUAUGUGAAGUCCGGUUUGGCAGAACUAGAAAAAUGGAUAGUCAAUGCAAAAGAAGAGUUUGCAGGUACAUCUUGGCAUGAACUUAAUUAUAUCAGACAAGCUGUUGGAUUUCUGGUAAUUCAUCAGAAGAGGAAGAAAUCACUGGAAGAGAUAAGACAGGACCUUUGCCCGGCAUUGACAAUCAGACAAAUAUAUCGAAUUAGUACCAUGUAUUGGGAUGACAAGUAUGGAACUCAAAGUGUGUCAAAUGAGGUUGUCGCACAGAUGAGGGAGAUUUUAAACAAGGAUUCUCAGAAUCUAACAUCUAACUCAUUUUUGUUGGAUGAUGAUCUGAGUAUUCCGUUCUUAACAGAAGACAUUUAUAUGGCACUUCCUGAGUUAGAUCCUUCACUUAUGGAGCUGCCAAAAUUCCUAUCUGAAUAUCCAUCGGCGUUGCUUAUGAUACAGCAUGCAAAGUAAAUUUUCUUUUGGCACGUUCAGAGCUUUUCUUUCUUGUACAACUCCCAGCAUUGUCCAUUCGCGACAUUGCACAUAGUGCAACGUCACCAAUUCUUGCCUGGGGAAAACUGCAUCUGAGGUUGGGAACUGAUUCCUGGAGAUGCUGGACAAGUUGUCAUCCAAAAAGAAAACGCCAUCAGAUUGUUUACACGGCAGUCUAGGUCUAGAGUAGGAUCUGUACAGGCAUUAGGUGCAAUUACUCAAAAGGCUUCCUAUUUUUUCGGAAUGCCUCAUCUUUUGAGCUCUGUAUAUCUGUCAUGUUGGUUACUUCAUUGUUGUAUCUUCCUGCCUUUGAAGUUUUCAAGGCACUUGCCCAUUUUAGAGAUGUAGCCAUAUUUCCUUUACCUCACUAACCAUCUCCGUUCCCUGUACAAAUGAUAGGCUUGUAUUUGUUGAUGUACAUUUAAUGUGAAUACCCUUUUGUUUUUGUUUUUUAAUGUUAUGGAAAAUAUCGAAA